Molecule: messenger RNA, 1020 nt
Organism: Mauremys mutica (yellowpond turtle)
Lineage: Eukaryota; Metazoa; Chordata; Testudines; Geoemydidae
Gene: PIERCE2
Product: chromosome 11 C15orf65 homolog
Exons: 2
Coding region: 431-784 (117 amino acids)
Biological process (GO): axoneme assembly
Cellular component (GO): axonemal microtubule
Source: RefSeq, a predicted model, not a curated record
CGGCCCGGCCCAGGCCGCAUUUCUCAGCUGUAGGAGGCGGGAGAGGGUAAAGGCCGUGUCGUGACGGCUGGGUUCCUGGCUGUUUCGCCAAGUCCCGGCUGUGCAGCUCCCGGGAAGCAUUUUAAAGAUGGGGAAGAAAGGGAUAAAAAUAUCCCUGUUAUGUAAAACAGGCAGUUACAAAAUCGGCCCAGGAGACGAGACAUUCCCAUGCACUUACUUUUAAUGCCAGACAGCGGGCACGGAUAUUUAACAGCCAGUGCAGCUCGGGGAACUUGACAGUGCACGUGGCUGUGUAAACUACAGACUUCAUGCCAGCUUAUCGGCUCAUCUGAAAGGAAUGCGACAAGGAAAGAUUAGUGAUAAGUAAACUGGGUAUUUAAAGUGUUGCCAGUUUUAAUCUACCAUUCUACUAGCAGCCGAGGAAAAGAAAAUGACUUCUGCUGAGACGCUACCAACGAGUACCAACAAUGAGAAAAUCAAAUCUGUUCAACUGCCUUCCUGUGCAAAUCCUGGCAAUCCUGUGUUUUCCUGUAUGUUGGACCCAAAGACACUCACUACCAAUAAUUUCUUGACAAACCCUCAGCUUUUACUGUUUAAAACAACUUCGAGUGAAUAUGGUGCUAUACCACCUACGUCUCAAAUGGUACCAUGUACCUACCAUCCAAAGGAUGAAUCAUUUACAAAACAUUUGUUAAUUUGUGGUUUGACUCAACAUAAUUAUAUAAACACUGCCAUUGACAGAAGUAGGGUAUAUGACUACCCAGAUAUGCAGCAUACUCUGUAAAAUUGUACUAUCUUACUUUUCUGACAUAUUUACUGAAAGUACUAGUCAUUUUACUUUUGGGGAAACAAAACGCAGGCUUGUUAUUUUUGUUGUCCAUUUUGGGAGUAAAGUGUCAAUACAUAUUACAGUAAAACACUUUUUUACUACAAGGAUCAAACAGGAUUUUAAGUGAAUAUUUCUUAAUACGUUUCUGUGCAUCAACCCAUACAGGAAUAAAGUAUAUCUCUUGAAAUGAA